AUGGCUGUUCGACGAUUACAACAAGAUUUUCGACAAAUAAUUAACAAUAAAGUCGAUGGAAUUGAUGCAAGUCCAUCAUCAGAUAAUAUUUAUAUUUGGAACGCAAUUAUAUGCGGACCAGAAGAUAGUAUAUAUGAAUCAGGUACAUUUCAACUUCAAUUACUUUUUCCAGAUGAUUAUCCACAUAGGCCACCACAAGUUCGAUUUAUAACAAAGAUUUUCCAUCCAAAUAUUUGGUCCGAUGAUGGACUUGUUUGUGUAGAUAUACUUAAAGAUGGUUGGUUACCAUCUUAUGAUAUUUUAGCAAUACUUCAUUCAAUUCGUUUACUUCUUAUUGAUCCGAAUCCACUUAGUCCAGCUAAUUUAGAAGCUGCUUUACUUUAUCGCAAUAAUCGAGUUGAAUAUGAUCGACGUGUGACACAAAUGAUUCAAGAAACACUCGAUAUAGAUGAUGACGAUGAUGAUGAUGACGGUAAUGGUCAAAUUGAAGACGGUGACACACUUCGACAAAAAUCGACUAUACUUCGUCAUAGUAUUACUGAAUGA
This is a messenger RNA of Adineta steineri, 546 nucleotides long. NCBI's taxonomy places the organism in Eukaryota, Metazoa, Rotifera, Eurotatoria, Adinetida, Adinetidae. The record is from the annotation of a GenBank genome assembly.